Schistosoma mattheei is the source of this 1153-nucleotide messenger RNA. Lineage: Eukaryota; Metazoa; Platyhelminthes; Trematoda; Strigeidida; Schistosomatidae. The record is from the annotation of a GenBank genome assembly.
GUACCCUUCAAAUGACCCUUGUUCCAGUUUAUAAAUUUAAAAUAUGAUCUAAACUACUUGAUCGUUAAUAAAAUAUAACCAAAAAAUAAAUAAGAAUAAUAUUUAAAGUGAUUCACUUAUAAUAAUCUUACUUUAAAUUUAUUCGAAAUCAAAUACAAACAAGAAUGCUUAGUUUUUUCAUAAUAACCAUUUUUACAACAGGUUUAGUUACUUCAAUUAAGCAAUCUGAGUUGACUUUUGGCUAUAAAGAUGUAGCAUGCAACCUAUUGGAAUUGGCACAAGAGAAAAGUCUACAAAUUAUGAAAGAAGAGCGAUUCACCAGGAAUAUCAUUGAAUAUAUAUUGUCAAUAACAUGUGAAAAUAUGAAUGAUAUGAAUAAAAAACUUCAGUGCAAACAUUCAAUGGUUAGUGAAACAAAAACACUCCUAAAAGAUUUCAUUGAAUUCGUUGAAUCCAAUCGUUUCAAAACAAUGGUGAAUUGGUGUCAAUCCACAUUGGAAACACCUCAACAUGGUAAUUCCAGCUUCUUGUGCUCAACAUGUGAAAUGGCUGUAUCAUAUUUGAAAACUUUCAGUAAAUCUGAAGAAGCAAAAUCACUUGUACAUCAAGCUCUUGAUAAAAUUUGUUCACUAACUGGAUCUUUUCAAGUUCAGUGCUCAUUUCUAGGAGGAAUGUUCAUUGACAAAUACAUUGAUACAAUCUCUAGCAUGGAUCCAGAUUCGGCUUGUAUGACAAUGCAUAUGUGUUUAUGAAAAUAGAUACGGUCAACUUAAAUAAAACAAAGCAUACAACUUCUUCUCUUAUCAAUAAAUCAAUUGGAUCCCGCGAGCGGAAUCAUGGAUGUGCACUGCUGAGAAGUCCUACAGUAGGACGAAACGGCCGUCCAGCGCUUCUAGGUUUUCAAUGGUGGUCUAACAUCCAUGACCACAAUCAUAAAAAAACACUUACUAAUUGUUUACUUAAAAAAUAAUUUUGUUGUAAUUUUUUUAUUUUCAGAUGUAAAAGAAGAUUUCGGUUUAAUUGAAAUCGAUUUUAUUACUAAAAUUAAUUACUUUAUGUUUGUAAAUUUAAUACACUAUUUAAACAAAGUUUUGAAAAAUACUUUUAUUAUAUAUAUGAAGCAUUAAAAUAAAUCGUGAAAACAUCAUUGGUU